Messenger RNA from Solea solea (common sole), 1290 nucleotides. RefSeq names its product replication protein A2 (gene rpa2). Gene Ontology annotation, molecular function: DNA binding. Bases 144 to 980 code for a protein of 278 amino acids. NCBI's taxonomy places the organism in Eukaryota, Metazoa, Chordata, Actinopteri, Pleuronectiformes, Soleidae. Gene Ontology annotation, biological process: DNA replication; nucleotide-excision repair; double-strand break repair via homologous recombination. The transcript has 9 exons. The record is from RefSeq and is a predicted model, not a curated record. Gene Ontology annotation, cellular component: chromosome, telomeric region; DNA replication factor A complex; nucleus.
UCUGCGCAUGCGCUGUGUCUUGAGUUUGACGCGGGACCACUGGAGGAAGAAGGCACCUACACGCUUGUGUUGUCCUGACGCCACAGUGUCACUCUUAACUAUUUCUUUUUUCAUUUUUAUUAACUUAAACUCGAGCUGCCUACAUGUGGAACCAGGCAGGAUACAAUGAUUCCGCUACAGGCGGAGGUUACACUCAGUCUCCAGGAGGCUUCGCAUCACCUGCUUUAUCCCAGGGAGGAGAGAAGAAAGGGAGAACCCGUGCGACGCAGAUAAUCCCCUGCACAGUGUCUCAGAUGAUGUCUGCUUCUCAGGCGGAUGAGGCGUUCAGAGUCGGGGAUGUAGAAGUUGCCCAGGUCACCAUUGUGGGUGUCAUCAGAAGCACAGACAAAUCCAUGACCAACAUCCAGUACAAGGUGGACGACAUGACGGGAGCUCCCAUGGACGUGAAGCAGUGGGUCGACACUGAGGAUCCCAGCACAGACAGCACUGUCCUGCCUCCAGGCACCUACGUCAAAGUUUCUGGAAACCUGCGCUCCUUCCAGAACCACAGGUCGGUCGUGGCAUUCAGCGUCAGACCCCUCGAGGACAUGAAUGAAAUCACCUCACAUAUGCUGGAGGUCGUUCAAGCCCACAUGGCACUCGGCAAACCUCAGAGCAUGGUGGGAGUCGCAGGAGGAGUGAGCAGUAAUGCCACGCCGCUGUCACGGCCGGCCACAGGCAACAUGGGAGGGAUGGGAGGGGGCUACACGGGCGCUAACGACAUGGUCAACAACGGGUUGAGUGCGAGUCAGAAUCAGGUGCUGAGUUUGAUAAGAGGCUGCCCAGAAGCUCAGGGCAUCAGUAUUCAGGACCUGAGGCAGAGACUCGGCGGCUUAAGUCUGCCUGUCAUCAAGCAAGCAGUGGAAUUUCUUAGCAACGAAGGUCACAUCUUCUCCACCAUCGACGAAGACCAUUUCAAAUCAACAGACAAUGACGAUUAGACGUGAAACCUUUCCGUCGCCGUUCGAGUCAAACCUGACAUUAGUCAUUAGGAGACGACCAAAUCUCAUCCUUUCUGACGUGUUCAGUGUGUCAACCCUCCACGUGUUUUCUGUAUUCCUGACUUUCUUUCUACUCGUUUCAAAGUCUAAGACUUUGCAAAGUUGUUGGGUAUUAAAGCUAUUUCUCUCUGUCCUUUUUUCAGUUUUCCAUUGUAAAGCAUUUUGUAAUUUUAAGGAAAUCGGAAAAACGUAUGUACUUGACUUAUUUUUGUCUGUGUAAGUUUUGACAAUAUUAAAAGGUUGUAAAGGA